AUGUUCCAACAUCUCGAACCACUGACGCUGAAGGAGGUGCAGGCUGGCGUGGACCAGGAGGUGCUGCAGGCUGGCGUAGACCAGGAGGUGCUGCAGGCUGGCGUAGACCAGGAGGUGCUGCAGGCUGGCGUGGACCAGGAGGUGCUGCAGGCUGGCGUAGACCAGGAGGUGCUGCAGGCUGGCGUAGACCAGGAGGUGCUGCAGGCUGGCGUAGACCAGGAGGUGCUGCAGGCUGGCGUGGACCAGGAGGUGCUGCAGGCUGGCGUGGACCAGGAGGUGCUGCAGGCUGGCGUAGACCAGGAGGUGCUGCAGGCUGGCGUAGACCAGGAGGUGCUGCAGGCUGGCGUGGACCAGGAGGUGCUGCAGGCUGGCGUGGACCAGGAGGUGCUGCAGGCUGGCGUGGGUCAGGAGGUGCUGCAGGCUGUCCUGGGCCAGGAGGUGCUGCAGGCUGGCGUGGACCAGGAGGUGCUGCUGGCUGGCCUGGGCCAGGAGGUGCUGCAGGCUGGCCUGGGCCAGGAGGUGCUGCAGGCUGGCGUGGACCAGGAGGUGCUGCAGGCUGGCGUGGACCAGGAGGUGCUGCAGGCUGGCGUGAGCCAGCAGGUGCUGCAGGCUGGCGUAUACCAAGAGGUGCAGGCUGACAUGACACAGAGAAUUGUAGUGGGAUACAUGCAUAGUGUCAAUCUUGCUCACUAG
Procambarus clarkii (red swamp crayfish) is the source of this 693-nucleotide messenger RNA. Lineage: Eukaryota; Metazoa; Arthropoda; Malacostraca; Decapoda; Cambaridae. The record is from RefSeq and is a predicted model, not a curated record.